AUGGCGCACCCAGCGACAGACAAUCAACAUCCGCAGUAUCUCGAGCCAAGCGAAUUAGGCACGCGGGAGUAUUGGGAAACAUUCUAUACCCGCUCUUUGGAGCACAUCGCCUCAAAGAAGAGCAACACCACCGAGGCGAACGAGCUCGAAAAACAGACAUACAGAAACAACGAAGACGAUGAUGACGAUGACGACGAUGAUGAUGAUGACCCCGGCACAUCCUGGUUCUCCGAACACGACGCUCCAGGCAAAGUCUUGCGAUUUCUGACGUCGCGCACAUUCCCGCUUUCGCCGCGAAAUACAAGCAGACACACUGCCACAGAUGCAUACCCGAGUAUACUAGACCUCGGCACGGGGAAUGGGAGUAUGCUGGCCCUCUUACGUAAACGUGGUGGGUUCAAGGGCGUUAUGGUGGGGGUUGAUUAUUCGGCGCAGAGCGUGCAGUUGGCGAGGGAGUUGCAGCGGUUGAAGCUGCAUGCUGCGUAUGAGUCUGGUGAGGACACGGAAGAUGACGAGGAUGAUGAAGGGGAUGAUGACGAGCAUGAAGAUGUUGUCGUUGCAGCGACCACAGCAUCGACGAAUGCGAAUAACAAUGAUAAUGCUGUGGUGCAUGCAGAAGCCAUCCCUCUCCAAGAGCAGGACAUUCGCUUCGAGGAAUGGGAUAUUCUCGACCCGGCGAAUGAGAACAUUCUUUCGCACGCAGAAGACGAUAAGAAACUGCCCUGGUUCCCGUAUCAGGCACGCGGCUUCGACAUUGUGCUUGACAAAGGCACGUUUGACGCUAUUUCGUUGUCAGGUGAGACUCAGGAUGGGGCAGCAAGGACAAAAACGCAUAUAUGCCACAAAUACCCCAUUAUUGCGGCCCAGCUCGUGCGGCCGGGGGGAUAUUUGGUUGUGACUAGCUGUAAUUGGACGGAGGAUGAGUUGGUGAGGUGGUUUACGGCUGCUACGACUACCGAUGGUGGUGAUGCUCGGGAGUUGGAGGUUUGGCAUAGGCUGGAGUAUCCGCGGUUCAGGUUUGGGGGUCAGGAGGGACAGGGUGUGUGUACGGUGUGUUUCAGGAGGAAACUAUAG
Messenger RNA from Talaromyces atroroseus, 1074 nucleotides. RefSeq lists its product as hypothetical. Gene Ontology annotation, molecular function: protein-lysine N-methyltransferase activity. Gene Ontology annotation, cellular component: cytoplasm. NCBI's taxonomy places the organism in Eukaryota, Fungi, Ascomycota, Eurotiomycetes, Eurotiales, Trichocomaceae. The coding region runs from base 1 to 1074 and encodes 357 amino acids. Gene Ontology annotation, biological process: peptidyl-lysine monomethylation; peptidyl-lysine dimethylation. The transcript is spliced from 2 exons. The record is from RefSeq and is a predicted model, not a curated record.